CGCUCCGACCGUGAGUUAAUUCAGUUCUUGAGUGGGAUUUGGUACCAUCCCGCUUGUUAACCCAAAACACGAGUCUCUUUCCAUCGUCUCGUUGCAAGGGCAUGGUUCAUGCUUUUAGUAAUUUCUCAGGAGGCUCCGCCCCACCACCGUCAGUCAGUUCAGUCUUUCUGAAGGAUCCGCCGCGCUGGUCCUUGCGAGACAGUGCUACUUAUUAAAAUAGCGGAAAGCAAAGCGGUCGCAUACUGUAACCACAAGGACAUGAGGCCGCCUUAGUUAGAUACUGACCCCACAGCUGUAACAAAAGGAUAAUCUGGGUAGGGGGUUUUGAGAACAAGCGUAAGGAACGAUGAUUCCAGUCACAGAGUUCCGGCAGUUCUCAGAGCAGCAGCCAGCAUUCCGAGUGCUGAAGCCUUGGUGGGAUGUCUUUACAGACUACCUUUCAGUAGCCAUGCUCAUGAUCGGAGUGUUUGGGUGCACCUUGCAGGUAAUGCAAGAUAAAAUCAUCUGCCUACCCAAAAGAAUUUCCAUGGCAAACCAAACCCUUCUUAACGCCACUGCUGAGCCUGCACCAGAGCCCCCUCUACCCGCACCUGCCCAGACCUCCCCAGCUCCAGGCGUCAAUGAAAUGAAGGGUCUGAAAACCAACCUGGACAUCCAGCAGUACAGCUUUAUAAACCAGAUGUGCUACGAGCGGGCGCUGCACUGGUACGCAAAGUAUUUCCCCUAUCUGGUGCUCAUACACACGCUUGUCUUCAUGUUGUGCAGUAACUUCUGGUUCAAGUUUCCUGGGUCGAGCUCUAAAAUCGAGCAUUUCAUAUCUAUACUGGGGAAGUGUUUCGAUUCCCCUUGGACUACCCGGGCUCUGUCUGAGGUGUCGGGAGAAAACCCAGAAGAGAAGGACAAAAAAAAGAACACCCUUAAUAAACCUAACUUAAACAUGUUGGUGACGGAAGACAACUCGGGGAAAACACAGCCCCUGAAAUCGGUCCCAGAAAAGCUUGUGGUCGACAAGCCUACGGCAGGAGCACUUGACAAAAAGGAAGGAGAACAAGCCAAGGCUUUGUUUGAAAAGGUCAAGAAAUUCAGGCUGCAUGUAGAGGAGGGAGAUCUGCUUUACAGCAUGUAUGUUCGACAAACAGUCCUGAAGGUCCUAAAGUUCCUAAUUAUUAUUGUCUAUAACAGCGCGCUGGUGUCAAAAGUGCAGUUUACAGUCAGCUGCAAUGUGGACAUACAAGACAUGACUGGAUACAAACAUUUCUCCUGCAGUCACACAAUGGCACACUUGUUCUCCAAACUCUCUUUUUGCUACCUGAGUUUAGUUAGUGUGUACGGUCUGACGUGUCUCUAUACUUUGUACUGGUUGUUCUACCGCUCCCUCAAAGAGUACUCUUUUGAGUAUGUGCGUCAGGAGACAGGGAUCGAUGAUAUCCCGGAUGUGAAAAACGACUUUUCCUUCAUGCUUCACAUGAUCGAUCAGUAUGAUCCUCUGUACUCCAAGAGAUUUGCCGUCUUUCUGUCCGAAGUCAGUGAAAACAAAUUAAAGCAGCUCAACUUGAACAAUGAGUGGACUCCUGAUAAACUUCGUCAGAGGCUGCAGACAAACAGCAGUAACAGACUGGAACUGCAGCUUUUUAUGCUCUCCGGCCUUCCAGACACAAUAUUCGAAGUAGCAGAGCUUCAGUCCCUGAGGCUGGAGAUCAUAAACAAUGUUACAAUACCGGCAUCGAUCGCCCAGCUUGAGGACCUCCAAGAGCUUGCCCUCUACCAGUGUUCUUUAAAAAUCCAUUCCGCAGCCACCUCAUUUUUGAAAGAAAACUUAAAGGUCUUGAGAGUGAAGUUUGAUGAUAACCGGGAGCUGCCACAUUGGUUAUACUGUCUUAGAAAUUUAGAGGAACUUCACCUCACUGGUUCCUUAAGUCCUGACGUCUCUAAAAACAUUACGCUUGACUCCUUACGGGAGCUGAAGAGUCUUAAAACGCUCUCCUUAAGAAGCAACUUUACCAAAAUCCCACAGUGUAUUGUCGACGUUUCCAGUCACCUGCAGAAGCUUUACAUUCACAAUGACGGCACUAAAUUGGUCAUGCUAAACAACCUGAAGAAAAUGACCAACCUGACUGAGUUAGAGCUGGUGCACUGUGACCUGGAGAGAAUACCGCACGCAGUGUUCAGCCUCGUAAACCUCCAAGAGCUGGACUUGAAGGAAAACAACCUCAAAUCUAUUGAGGAGAUUCUCAGCUUUCAGCAUCUGCAUAAACUGACCUGUCUGAAACUGUGGCACAAUGGAAUACCCUACAUCCCAGAGCACAUUAAAAAACUGAAGAGUCUGGAGAGGCUGUAUUUCAGCCACAAUAAAAUCGAGGUUCUGCCCUCUCACCUCUUUCUGUGCAACAAGCUCCGAUUCUUGGACUUGUCUUACAAUGACAUUCGGUUCAUCCCCCCCGAAGUCGGGGUUCUGCAGAGUCUCCAGUACUUUUCCAUUACUUGCAACAAAGUUGAAAAUUUGCCUGAUGAGCUUUAUUUUUGCAAGAAGCUGAAGACCUUAAAAAUAGGAAAGAACUCUUUGUCUCUGCUGUCUCCAAAGAUUGCUAAUUUAGCUUUAUUGACGCACUUAGACCUCAAAGGCAACCACUUUGAAAGUCUCCCUGCUGAACUGGGUUCCUGUAAGGCUUUGAAGCGAAGUGGCCUGAUUGUGGAGGAUGCCUUGUUUGAAACUCUGCCUUCUGAAGCCAGGGAGAAAAUGAAAGUGGAGUAAUCUACGUCGUCUUCAAAAAUGCCAAAUGUCUUAAUAUGACUAUCAAUCUAGACUGUUACAAAGUGUCAGUUCUAACUAUUAAGCUACAGUAUUGUAUGUCUUAAUAUAUAUUUAAGAUUUGCUACUGUAUUUUAGUGUUUACAUUCAAAAUGUUAUUUUUAUUGUGUGUGUGUGUGUGUGUAUGUGUGUGUUUUA
Acipenser ruthenus (sterlet) is the source of this 2947-nucleotide messenger RNA. Its product is annotated as volume-regulated anion channel subunit LRRC8C-like. The coding region runs from base 347 to 2752 and encodes 801 amino acids. The transcript is spliced from 3 exons. NCBI's taxonomy places the organism in Eukaryota, Metazoa, Chordata, Actinopteri, Acipenseriformes, Acipenseridae. Gene Ontology annotation, molecular function: protein binding. The record is from RefSeq and is a predicted model, not a curated record.